This is a messenger RNA of Aspergillus calidoustus, 1492 nucleotides long. The record is from the annotation of a GenBank genome assembly. Lineage: Eukaryota; Fungi; Ascomycota; Eurotiomycetes; Eurotiales; Aspergillaceae.
AUGGCACGCACCAUCAUCAAGCUGCCACUUGAGAUCCAUCUCGAAAUAGGCGACUAUAUAUCUUUCACAGAUCUCCCAAAAUUAGUCCGCGCCUGCAAAUUCUUCGCGCGGAUCCACAGCCGACGACUGCACAACCGCAGAUUUUCUGGAGCGAAGCUCGACGCUUGGUUCAUCACCGACUGGCGAUCGGAAUUUGCCCCCGACCAUGUCACAGCCAUGGCGGACAAGCUGCUGCCGACAAAUGACCCCUGGUCCAACAGCCUGCUGAAGUCCAUUGAAGAGGCCGACAACGAACUGUGGCUCGAUAUCUUCAUCAAGCGGGGCAUGGACAUCAACAAAAAAGACGACCACGGCUGGUCGCUGCUUCAUUUCGCGCUGGAAGACGGACGCGAUAGAGUUGUGAACAGGUUACUCGACGCCGGCGCUGAUGUGCUUUCGCCGGCUGGCGGCAGGUUUCCCACGGUCGGCCUACCGUCUCAUUAUCUCUCGCGCACCACGAUGGACAGGUUGAUAGCCACUUUCAAGCAAGCUGGCGAAGAUAUAUCCGCCCCUGGCCCCGACGGAUCCCGUACGGCCUUGCACUACGCCACCCACCGCGGAGAUCACCUAACCGUCAAGGCCUUGAUCGAACACAGCGCCGGUGUUCUUGCGAAAAAUAUAGAUGGGUAUCUGCCUCUGCUCUUGGCAGUCCGGUUUAGACACUACCUCACCAGUGAGAUCCUUCUCGAAGCAAUGGCUCGAGACCCACGAGGCUACGGCCUCAACUCACCGAUUCCAAUGCUCACGAAUCCCUCGGAAUGCCUGCCCUCGGACCGGGGUAUGCAUCAGCGUCCAGGGGGUACAAUCCUGCAUCUAGCGGUCUGCAUAGAGGACCCGCAGGCCGUGCGGCUGUUGCUGAAAUACGGGGCAGACCCUCAGGCGGAGGAUGAUCCCAUUCGGGUUUCUAUUCGGCCUGAGACCCAGUUCACUCUGGCUGUGAAAUUGAUGAGUCCGCAUCUCAUCGACGCCUUCCUGAGCAGACCCAACCCCCCCAGACCAGUCCCCGCGCGGACCGGGAGAGGAAGGUGCUCCAACGUGUCGACAGAUCCUGGAAUCUGGCGGGGCUUCCCACGAGUAGCACUACCACCGCUACUUAGCCAUUCGAACCCCGUCUACGUGGGCGUUAAUCGGGCUUUGCCGCGUGUGUUUUCCAUGUGCAAAGCUACGAUACUCUUGGCUCCGCCCAGAUAUUAAACGACUGCAUCAUGCCCCUCGUCAGAGCGGGGUUGUCUGUCAAUUACCAGGAUUGCAACAGUUCUACAUUGCUUCUACCUGUGCGGCUAUCACUCGAGCUUUCGGGGCAACACUACGAGAAAGUUGGAGCUAAUAGAAUGCCUCUUGGAUCAUGGAGCCGACUGGGCCCGGCGAGCACAUGGAUUGGGGGGGACACUGUACUUCACAGACUAGCAACGCUCGCGCGUUACGCCUCCAGUUUUAAUGGCAUUAUCCAGAG